AUGGCUCUAUUAGACUUUUGCCGUCUUGACGAAAAAAUUAAUAUAAAACCCGUUGACUCGCUAGCUUCAUUUCAAAAUGAUGUACUAGGAUACAGUGAAAACUUCAGUAAUAAUACACAACUUGCAAUUCCGCCGUUUACAAAUCCAGUGGAAACUCUAGCGCAAUUCAACAGAAAAGAUGAGACCGGACGCGACAUCAAAAUUGAAUUUGAUCACGGUACUACUACUCUAGGAUUCCGCUAUAAAGGUGGAGUACUUUUGGCUGUAGAUUCCCGUGCCACUGGUGGGCAAUUUAUUGGAUCUCAGACCAUGAAAAAGAUUGUGGAAAUUAAUGAUUAUCUCCUUGGUACUCUUGCUGGUGGUGCAGCAGACUGUGUCUAUUGGGAUAGGGUAUUAGCCAAACAGUGCCGUUUGUAUGAGCUCCGCAACCGUGAGCGCAUUUCCGUAGCAGCAGCCAGCAAGCUGAUGGCAAAUAUGGUCUAUAACUACAAGGGAAUGGGUCUAAGCAUGGGCAUGAUGCUUGCUGGUUUUGAUAAGCGUGGUGCACAGUUGUAUUAUGUGGACAGCGAAGGCACUAGGACUCCAGGGAAAGUGUUUUCUGUGGGUUCUGGCUCUGUUUACGCUUUUGGUGUCCUCGACUCCGGCUACAAGUGGGACCUUGAAGACAUAGAGGCUCAGGAGCUUGGUCGCCGAGCGAUCUAUCACGCUACACAUCGCGACGCGUACUCUGGUGGUAUCAUUCGAGUUUACCACAUUAGUGACAAAGGCUGGGUCAAUAUAUCCAAUGAGGAUUGCUCUGACCUACAUUACAAGUACCAAGAGGAAAAGGGGCUCAGGGAUGACCAGUUU
Iphiclides podalirius (scarce swallowtail) is the source of this 849-nucleotide messenger RNA. NCBI's taxonomy places the organism in Eukaryota, Metazoa, Arthropoda, Insecta, Lepidoptera, Papilionidae. The record is from the annotation of a GenBank genome assembly.